AUGGACAGAUUGGGCUAUACAGAGUCACAUACGAUUGCGAUACCUGAACCUUAUUCACAAACUGAAGUCACUGGUAGUGAUAGACAUAAUCAACAGACACUCACUAGCCGUCACCGUUUUGCAAGAGGAAACUCCUUCAAUAUUGGGCCUCAAAAACGAAAGUCACGAGCAAAGUCUAAUGACAGAUAUCUGAUUCCUGGACAGCGUGUUGUGGAAGGUCACCACAACUAUGUCAUGGCAUAUAAUAUGAUUACUGGCAUUCGGGUCGCUGUAUCCAGAUGUUCAAAGCUUCCAGGGCCUAUUAAGGAUGAGGAUUUUACGAACGUUUCCAAACUAAUUUUCGACAUGGAAGGAAAUACCAUGACACCAUCUACAAAAUAUGAAUUUAAAUUUAAAGACUAUGCACCCGAAGUGUUCCGUCACCUGCGUAGCAGGUUCAAUAUUGAUCAAGCAGAUUAUCUUCUGUCCCUAACGGAACGCGUGAGUUUGACUGAGUUAGGCUCUCCAGGGAAAAGUGGAUCCUUCUUCUACUAUUCGAGAGAUUACAAGUUUAUCAUCAAAACUAUUCAUCACUCAGAGCAUAAGCAUCUUCGCAAAUGUCUCAAGCAAUACUAUGAGUAUGUGGAGAAAAACCCCCAAACAUUCAUCUGCCAGUUUUACGGCCUACACCGUCUCAAAAUGCACUUCACCACAGGAAUUCACAAAAUUCACUUCUUGGUGAUGAACAACAUAUUCCCUCCACAUAGAGACUUGCACGAAAAGUUUGAUUUGAAAGGGUCAACGCAUGGACGUUUUACCGAUGUAAGUGCCGCCAAAGCUCAAGGAAAGACGUCGAUAGUCCAAAAGGAUCUUAAUUGGCUGCAAGAUCAUCAUCGACUCAAUUUUGGGCCCACCAAACGCAAGCAAAUUGCAAACCAACUAAAAAACGAUGUCCAGCUUCUUGAAGCGCUAAAUAUUAUGGACUACUCAUUUUUGAUCGGAAUACAUGAUUUAACUCUUGCGACGCAGCACGAUCCCUACAACCAGCUACCAAACUUUGAUCCUCCUGAAAUACGACAACAAUCUGCUUCUACAGCAUCUGACGGGUACUUUGAUAGUGAUGGUGGUAUUAGAGCGACAGACGAGCAAGACAAUGAGCUACCUAUUGUGUAUUAUAUGGGAGUCAUCGAUUGCUUAACCAACUAUUCGACUUUCAAAAAGCUAGAAACAUUUUUCCGCACAUUGAAUCAUAGGCGCGAGACCAUCAGUGCUGUACCCCCAGUCGAAUAUGGGCAACGGUUCCUUAGAUUUAUAGAGACUGCCAUGAAGCCUACAUGCAAGUCCGCCUAG
Ogataea parapolymorpha DL-1 is the source of this 1329-nucleotide messenger RNA. RefSeq names its product phosphatidylinositol 4-phosphate 5-kinase MSS4. The coding region runs from base 1 to 1329 and encodes 442 amino acids. Lineage: Eukaryota; Fungi; Ascomycota; Pichiomycetes; Pichiales; Pichiaceae. Gene Ontology annotation, molecular function: phosphatidylinositol kinase activity. The record is from RefSeq and is a predicted model, not a curated record. The transcript has a single exon. Gene Ontology annotation, biological process: phosphatidylinositol metabolic process.